Schistosoma spindalis is the source of this 222-nucleotide messenger RNA. NCBI's taxonomy places the organism in Eukaryota, Metazoa, Platyhelminthes, Trematoda, Strigeidida, Schistosomatidae. The record is from the annotation of a GenBank genome assembly.
AUGUUUCGGUUAUCAUCAUCAUCAUCAUCAUCAUCAUCAUCAUCAUCAUCAUCAUCAUCAUCAUCAUCAUCAUCAUCAUCAUCAUCAUCAUCAUCAUCAUCAUCAUCAUCAUCAUCAUCAAAGUUGAAUCGAAUGAUGACAAAACAAAAAAGAACGACCAAGUUUUUCAUUAAAAAAAAGAAAAUAAUUAAAAGUAGUCGUAACCUCUAUCACUCAUUGUAA